GCUCUUGUUGGGAGAUAGGGAAUGCCCGUUAGUUGCGUCUGCCGAUAAUAGCACAUCAGCCAGAGCACUGCUAUUGGGAGAGCAGAGCACAGGCAGUGCGGAGGACUGAGCCGCUGAGCACAGAAUGGUACACUAGAGAAGACAGGCACCCUCAGAAAGAGACAGAGAGAGAGAGAGCAAGGGGAGGCAGAGCGCAUCAGAACACAUUGAGAAGAGGAGGACAGAGCAGGAGGAGAAGAGAGUGAGGAGGGGAGAAAAGUUACCAGGUCAGCAUUAGAACGUGGAAGUGGAGCAGCUGAGACUCACUGGGGUCUCUCUCCCACCGGAGCAGCCCGGCACAGCAAUAAGCAGCAGAGGAGGAGAGUGAUAUUACAUGAGGGGAUAGAGGGAGUGCUGUAACUUCUCCCCGGAAAGACACUUCUGUCAUAAGGCGAGGCUAAUGCCCCUCACAGGACCCUCCUGCACAGCCACUUCAGGACUAUCACAGCAAGACAGCAGCAGCACGCAGAAGACACUUAAACCUGGCAGAGGUGCCUGAGCAGUGCAGUUCUACUCACUUCUACACUGGAGACUUUCUGAUCCAAUUGUGCACUUUGAAGUGGAUGUAGUUGUGUUUCUGUUUUAUCUUUAUUUGCUUCAGAGUGUGAAGCGGUGGAGAUUUGGAGGGCGAGUUGUUCUGUCCGCUCAUCUCUGAGACUAUGGUAGACUGUGCGUCAGGGAGCCCUUCAUCAGCAGCUGCAGCCCUAGAGCAUGGAGAAGUCCAGCAGUGAGGAGUCAGCCAUUCACCGUAGCCCUUCCGUAGAUAGCCGUGACUCUGACUUUGCCCAAGCCUCCACGUCUGGCCGCCCGUUUGGCGGCCGCGGGUUCACUGCCGGUGCUUUCUACGGCUCCACGGGGCCGCGCAAAAACGCACAGCAGGGGCAGGCUGGAGCAGCUGGAGCUGACGCCAGCACAGGAGACAAGUCCAACAGCAAGCACAGCUCACCUAAAGGCAGCAAAUACGUUGUCUUUUACCUGGAUCUAUCCUUUGUGUUCCUUUUAGAAUUCAAGAAGUGCAACAUGGCAAGAGGCUGCCUGUGCUGCUUGAAGUACAUGAUGUUCAUCUUCAAUCUCAUCUUUUGGUUAUGUGGCUGUGGGCUGCUCGGCGUGGGCAUCUGGCUCUCCGUGUCGCAGGGCAGCUUCGCCACCUUCUCGCCCUCAUUCCCCUCACUGUCGGCUGCCAACAUGGUCAUUGCCAUCGGUGCCAUCGUCAUGGUAACGGGCUUCCUUGGUUGCCUGGGUGCCAUCAAGGAGAACAAGUGCCUGCUUCUGAGCUUCUUCAUCGUCCUGCUGAUAAUACUCCUGGCAGAGCUGAUACUGCUCACCCUUUUCUUUGUGUACUCAGAUAAGGUGAGUGAGAAUGCUAAGCAGGACCUGAAGGAUGGGCUGGCUCUCUACAACUCAGAAAACAACAUAGGAUUGCGAAAUGCCUGGAACAUCAUCCAAGCAGAGUGGAAAUGCUGCGGUGUGAUAUCAUACACAGACUGGCAUGAGGCCCUGAAGGAGAAAGUAGUUCCUGACCGCUGCUGCCAGGAGCAUUAUCAGAACUGUGGACGUAACUCCACCAACAUGUUCUGGAACAGGGGCUGCUUUGAGAAAGUGGAGGAAUGGCUGGAUGAAAACAAGCACCUGCUGGGAACCAUAGGCAUGGUCAUCUUGGUAGUGCAGCUCAUGGGCAUGGCGUUCUCCAUGACUCUGUUCCACCACAUCCACAGAACGGGGAAGAAAUACGACGCUUAGCCUUGCGGGGAGGCACCCGAUUGAGAGGAGCCCCACUGCCUGAUGGGAUAAGACUCUUGAUUUUAACACCCCAACCCCCACCCACCCCACUUGAUAACCUCUUUAGAGCAUCCUUUGCCCCCGCGCCACUUCCCCAGACCCUCUGUACAGAUUCCAGCUGUGUCCCCGCUCUGAUCUGCUCUUUCCACUCACCAUUCAUUUUGCCAAAGAGUAACACAACUGAAAGAGAAGGGACACCUACUUUUGGCAAGGAAGAGAAUCCCAUUGGUUGUCACUCCUCUUGAGUGUUUUUUUCUUUUCUUUUUUUUUGCUUGGUCUAACAGUUUGCUGGAAGAAAAGAAAGACAUUGAGACAAUGAAGACUUUACUAAUGCCCCCCCCCUCCCACCACCCCCCCCACCCCUGCCCCCCACUGAGGCAGCAAACAUAUGAACUGAUAAUACCCUCCACCUCUUGUGGAGUUGUUUUUUUUUUUUCCUCAUGUUGAAUAAAGUCAAGCCCCAAUUUUCAUUUAUUUUCCUUUGUAAAUGAAAAAUGUUCCAACAUGGCAUGCUAGUUUUCUACUUCACUGACUUACCUCUGUUGUCGAAAUGUCAAACAAUUUCUUUUUUUUUUAAGUGUGUCAUCAACGCUCCUGUGGAAUGUAAGUGUUGAACAGAUCAGUGCAAUGAGCUCUUAGACAUGCAGUGUGGUUGGAUUUGAAGUGACGUUGCCGCGGAGGGGCACAGAUAUGGCGGGAUGGUGUCUAAUGUAAUCCAUGAUUUAUGUUUUUUUUUUUUUCAUUUGGCUGUAGAGAUUUGGGUAAAGUGAGCGUGAUGGAGGAUCGUCGUGUUAGCGUGAGGAAUCAUCAGUGGAUUUAUUUUAGAGCAAGUUCUGCAAUAUCCUCGGAAUAAUAAAUUGUAAUACACAAAUCUGCCUGUGAACACACACGCACACACACACACACACACACACACACACACACAAUUUGUGCUGCCACACAGCAGCAGUAUUUCCAUUCCCUAUGAGACAAUACAAAUGGUGUAAAAUGGCUGUUUAUUAGUGCUUCACCAGGACUGUCAAGUGAAGAGAUCUGUGUGAUGAAGUUCCCCCUUUGAGAAUACAGAACAAACUAUCUGUAUGUCUCUAUGUGUGUGUGUGUGUGUGUGUGUGUGUGUGUGUGAGAGUGUGUGUGUGUGUGUGUGCGUGUAGCUUUAUGGGUGUGUUUUAUCACAUUGUCCAAGCUGCAAAGCAAAAAAAAAGAAAACAGAACAUAGAAAUCCAAAGAAGCAGAGGCACAAGGGGCAAAAACAGAGCAGACAUGCUGUCUCGCUGCUGCCAUCAAUUGAGUUAGCGGAGGCGGCUAGAGCCUUUCUCUUCUUUCUAGAGCCUCUUCUUUCUCUCUCUGGCUGUCAACUCCCCCCUGUCUCCAUCUUUCUUUUUUCACCCCAAUUUUCUUCCCACGUGGCGGAAUGCGAUGAGCUUUUUGCUCCAAACGUACACACACAGUAUCUCUGCUGACAUUCCCGCUCACCACGCAGACCCAUCCCUGGUUUACAACUUCCCUGAUUAUUCUCAAGCUUCCUUUUCUCACCGCCGACAGAGGAGGGGGUGGUGGGAGUGUAGGCAGAUCAAAGCUGAGACAGAUAGGUAUGGCAACAGCUCUGUAGGACAUGUCUGUUUAUGUGUGUUUACCGCUGAUUCGCUGCAGGAGGCCUAUGCAUCAGCCUGCCUCCUUAAGACUGAGAAUACACUUCACCCGCUGGGGCGACUUCAAGAAAAUGCCUUCCAGUGUGUCUGCUCUAGGUUUCUCAGCUUCUGUGUGUAUGUCAGUGGUGGUGUAGAGGACUGGCUCAUUGUUAAAGGAUCAUUUUAGCUUUGAUUUUAUCAUUGGUUAUGAUUACAUUAUACAGGAUACAGUCAGAUGACAGGUUGUAAACAACACUUGAAAAGUCCGUAAUAAUCCGUCAGUCCACAGGAAAACUGCUUCUGCACGGCUACAGCAUGUACAACAGGUCAAAGUUGAACCAGAAAGUCGAGUCUGUUUUCUAUAUCAGAGGGUUAUUGUUUUUGUUUUGUUUAGUUUUUUUUUGCCUUCAAUCAGCAGUGACUUAUCUAGCUGAACACAUUUUCAGUCCGCACAGGUGCAGUAGCAGGUGCGUGGAGCAGUUAACAUUUUUCAGUCAAAGACAUAUGCUGAUUUCAAGUCCAUUUACACCUGGAACCAACACAAGUGAAAACAUAACAUGGUAAAGGUGUAAAUUGUCUGAAGCACAGUCUGUAGUGCACACACCAAAAACAGUUUUGUAAGUGGUGUAAUGGAUGUGUGAAAGUUGUUAUUUCUGUUACAACAACCCAUACGAUUGCAUCGAUCUCUUCCAAACCUGGUGCUUUUUUUUUUUUGUGGCCAUUUUUCUGUUGAUAUUGCUGCGUCCAAAAUCACUCCCUCGUUCGCUCAUUCACUGUCCUCUAUAUAGUAGAUAAUAGUUUAAUCUAUAGUGAGCAGUAAACUGAGCUUUUGGACACCUAUGCAUCAUCAUUAUCACUAAGAGGUGAAGCAUCUCAUGACUAGUUUUUGCAUCUAUAAACUGACUGUAAACAUAGCAUACUAUAUACAAAAAAGGGUGUGAUUUUGGACACAGAUAGAGGACGUUCCUUUUCUUAAUCCAGCCUUCAAAGCUCCAAUUGAUUCUUUUGUUUCUCUAGCCCUUUCAAUUAGUGGAAAAGUCUGGGAUGUAGGCGGCAAUUUAAGAUGUCUAGAAUCUGCUUGUUUAUUUUCUUGUCUUUUUGCCCCAUCACACUUCUUUGUAGAGAUGUUGCCACAUUCCCAGGUCUCAGAAUGAUGGCCAAAAGUACAAAAGUAAGGCCAUGUUGUAAUAAUCUGAAAUCGUCCUUUAACAGAAGAGGACAGGUGAUUGUUUGUCUGCUGCUAUUGAAAGCUGAGUAGAGAAAUCAUUGGGACCAGAAGUGGCUGUCGCUCUAAAUUUUAUCCAAGGUUGAAAGGGGAGUUGUUGUGUUCCUUUGGAUGAAACCUUGAAAUUCAGACACUGUGCAAUGCUGCUACAGAUACUAACAAAUGACUUGGCAAAGAAAAGAAAACCCACCCUGCUUCACUCAGGCUGUGGGCCUCAGACUAUUACCUGAGGUGAGGCAUUUAUUUAUUGGUUUUAAAAUGACUUAAUAUGAGAGACACAUAUUAAGGACAAGUAGGAGGGGCUUCGUGCAUCAUCAGGAAACAACAGAUUUGGGCUGUGAUGUGCAGCGACCCUGCUGGCUGUGUUUCACUGCCUGCCCCCAUAUGCUUCGACUCCUCGUGUCCACGGGGGAAACAUGACAGCUGCUGAUGUACAGCCCAGGCACGAGUGGUCACGUCUCCUCUGCUUGGCUGCCUCCACAAACUCUCUACACAUCCCUUAUUUACUGCCUCGCUCUGCCCUACACACGGUGCUACAUAUACAGUAACUGGCAGCACCGACAUUGUAGAAAUACAGCUGUGCUCUUUGAACGCCUCGAAGCGGCUGUGAGGUAAAUUCUCUACCCGGGAGAGGUUAUUGCAGGAAUCGCUGUUACAGUUCUGUAAGUCAGACUGCAAUGUAUCCUCACUGCAGGCAAGAAGUUCUGAAGAAACACAAGAUAAAUAUUUUUGUUGCGCUGCUUUGUCUUGCAUUGGGUGGAAAAGCGUUUAAGAAUGUCAGAGAUGUCACAGAAAACGACUUAAAGCAAAUCCGGUGUCUGUCUCCGAACCUGACGUCAUACUUCAGAGACGCAGCCUGCAAACUCUGUAACUCCUUGCCUCCGAAUGAUCUGACUGAGCUGACAUUCUGACAUUUUCUCCUCCGUGUGAACUCCCUAUCUCAGCUCUGUUACCGUCACCCAGUUUUCAUGUCAGAGAAAAUGUUCCCCCAUGUUUUUUAGAAAACAGGGAUGAAUGCUAUUUUAACAAAAGCUGUUUCAUGAUGUUAUUUUUGUACAUUGGUUGUCGCUGUUUUCAUGUUUGUUUUUAUACGAUAUACUGUUGUUUUUCUUGUUGUAGGCUGUUUUACUGUCUUUUUUUCUUUUGUAUUAAUUAAUGACAGAGGCUCAUUGUCGCACAUUAUGAGAACAUAAUACUAUUAAGCAUUUGUUUCGAAGAGGAUUAGUCUUUGCGAUGUUCCUCUACAAGGUGCAAAUAUGCCUUUCUGUCUUAACAUUGCUACAGGCAGUGAAAGAAAUUAAGUCAGAAUUGAUAGAGAGGGAAACAUUUGGCAUAUAGCAUCGGGUGAAGCCCACAAAAGACAUACUGCACGCUUGUCGACGUGCUUCUUCGUGUUAAGAUCUAGUUUAAUUAAAUUAGGACGUGCUGCUAUAAUUUGCGGUAUGUCUUUUAAAACUGCCAGUGUAAGGCCCAUUAUGUAUUUCUAGAGCAUGUACUAUUAGAUGACACUGCAGCACAGAGCUAAUGUUACUACAGUAUCAGUAUCAGCGCUGUACGUUAGCUCAGGAUGUAAAUAUGCUCAUUUUACAACUGAUGUAACUUGCUUUACCUCUGCCACUUGUACUCACAUUUACAAACAGUUUAUUGGCCCUUUUCUAAUUUUAACAUGCCUAACAACCCACGCUCUUCAGUGUUCAUUUACAGACAUAUCUUCCAUCUUUAUGUUGUUCAUCUUCUCAUGUUUGAUAGUUUUUCUGCCUCUGUUUUCCUUCAAAGUACAGGAGCAGUGUAAAUUUGAUGUAAAUUUGUGUUUUUGUCAGUAUGGUUUUCAUAUUUUAUUUGACUACAUUUGCAUCUUGUAGUAAGACACAUUUUUCCUUAUGUUUUUUUCUUCUUUUUUUUUUGGAAGGAAUAUUAAGUUUUCCCACUUAUCCAUGGAAGCACUCCCAAUAAGCCACAGAGAUGGUAAAGGAAGAAUGCACAUGCAGUAAUUGGGUUUUGUCUGCUGUGAAGAAUUUUGAGACAUAGAGACUGUUUUUUAUUUUAUUUUAUUUUAUUUGCCACCCUCAACAUAUUAUUUCUAUAAUCUCCUCCUAAUCCUUCCCCCGUGCUAAUGCUGAAUAUCUGAGCAGUGGAAAUGUAUGCUCUAGAAAUGGUGUGUUUGAUGUUGUGUUCUGCUGGGUGGCACUAUCUGAUACCUGCCAGCCUUGUCCUGUGGAGUUUUCUGCUACAUGUGAAAGCACUCUGAAUAUCUAUACAAGGUGGUGCACUACCUUCUCUUUAUUCUCUAAAUCAAAUAUUUUUUAAAUAAAGGAAAGAGUGUCACAAAAAUUCCACGACACCGUACGCUCAUUGCCUUUCAUGUUUAAUGACUCGACGCUCCUGAUGUGUUCCUUUUAUAUGUCACUGUCAAUUAUAUAGGCAGCAUUUAAGCAGUGUUUGAUGCUGGAUUUUUGGGGGGUUGAGAGACAGGACUUGGCAUGAACAGCAAACUGAAGCUGUGUCACAGCAGAGCCCAUGUUGUAUUUAGUAAAAAAGAGUGGCAUCGCUGCCUUAAAUAGCCUCUUUUUAAAAAAAUAACAAAACCUGAGGGACUGUUGUCCUAAAGACGCUGAGAUGAGCUAAUGGUAGUCAGCCAGUUGCGCAAAGGGGUUUUUUUUUUUUUUUUGCAAGAGAACAAAAGGAAGAUGAUGAAAGUGGGAACCGUUGCCAAUUUGUCUCAUGUUUCUCCAGCAUGGGAUGAGCAGCAGAGUAUUUUUGUGUGGAGCUUUAUCCCCAUUUUUAACCUAAUUGAUAUCAGGCCCAUGUGUGACAGUGAGUGGAGUUUACUGUGCCAUUCCAUCCUGGCUUUUUGUUUUACAUCACUGUUCCUUCUAUGCAAAAAUAUGACCUAUUUUAGCCUUUGUACAGAUUAUUUUGUAUGAGUAACAUGUAUUGAAAUAAAGUGAACGGAAUCAACCGUG
Molecule: messenger RNA, 7634 nt
Organism: Seriola aureovittata
Lineage: Eukaryota; Metazoa; Chordata; Actinopteri; Carangiformes; Carangidae
Gene: tspan9a
Product: tetraspanin 9a
Exons: 7
Coding region: 751-1779 (342 amino acids)
Cellular component (GO): membrane
Source: RefSeq, a predicted model, not a curated record